AUGUCACUAGAAGCAAGCUCGCAAUACUCCGAACUCAAUAAUGAAGCAAACAGUAGCAAUCAUGUUCCACAUUCACACAACCAUCCGACAUUGCAAAAGGUGGAGUUUGAAGGUGAAAUCCUCACCAUAGAUACGAAUAACUGGAGACACUCCAAACUUUUACAAACCCAGAUUAUCUCAUCGUACCUUGUGUUUAUAUUGUUUGGUUUGAAUGAACAAACUGUUGGAACAUUGAUUCCAAAGCUACAGGAGCAUUACCACCUCAGUGAUCUACAUGUUAGUUUUAUUUUUUUCAGCUCUGUUUUGGGGUACUUGACAAUGGCAUUGGUGAACAACAAAACCCAUGACCAAUUAGGCAUUAGAGGAGUGGCAGUAUUGGGGGCAUCUGCUAUGUGCUUGGGCAACUUGUGCGGUUCUUUUAGACCGCCAUUUCUAAUUUUUCUCAUUUGCUAUUUCUCAAAUGGAGUUGGCCUUGGAGCUUUAGAUGCGUCAUUAAAUGCGUGGAUGGGUAACCUUGUUGACUCAAAUCAAUUGUUGGGGAUCUUGCACGGUUGCUAUGGUAUUGGAAGCUUAAUCUCACCGAGUUUGAUUACUUAUCUUUUGGAAAAACUGGACAACCCAUGGCAAUGGAACAGCUAUUACCUUUUAGUUGCAUCCUUCGGUGCAACUGUGCUUAUACUAGUUGGCUAUACUUUCAGGUUUGAAACUCCAAAGAAGUACAAGUACAUGGCCCAACUAAGGCACCAAAAGUCCAAACAGAGGAGGCCGCAUGACGACAACGAUGUGAAUGAGUUCGAGCUAAACGACAUGAACAAGACCAAUUUUGAUGUAGAGGAGGAUGCGGAAGCGGAAGAGGAAGAAGAGCAUUCAGCUACAUUUAUGCAGGCGGUGAAACUGCCUCUCGUAUGGGGCUUUGCAGGAAUUCUCUUUAUUUACGUGGGUGGUGAGGUUGCCUUUGGGGCUUGGUUGGUAACAUACUUGUUAAGGAUAAAGGACUGGACAUACAAAGCGUCAUCCCAUAUGGCAACUACGUUCUGGUUAGGAUUAACUGUGGGUAGAUGCACACUUGGCUUUGUAACUGCUCAUUAUUUUAGCAAUGAGUUAACUGCAAAUCUUGCCUACAUUGUGGGCUCUUUACUUGGUUACGUUUUUUUCUGGUUUCUUUCAUUCACGCAGCAAGUGGUAUUUCUAUUCAUUAUUGUGUUUGUGACUGGGGCAAUGGUGGGGCCAAUCUUUCCCACCACUAUUGUUGCUCUGGUCAACAUCUUACCUGCAAAAUAUCAAACUGUCGGCAUUGGCUUUAUUUGUGCAUUUGGUGGUGGAGGAGCUGCCGGUAUCCCAUUUUUGGUUGGCCUAUUGGCGGAUUCAAGUGAGGGCGGGUUGAAGGCAUAUCCAGUGAUGGUGAUUAUAAUAUUUGCAAUACUAUUGGUGCUGUGGAUGGUGAUUAUUAAAAAGCACGCCAGAGGGUACAAAAGGAAUACGAUUUGA
Messenger RNA from Lodderomyces theae, 1488 nucleotides. RefSeq lists its product as uncharacterized. Gene Ontology annotation, cellular component: membrane. Gene Ontology annotation, biological process: transmembrane transport. Gene Ontology annotation, molecular function: transmembrane transporter activity. The record is from RefSeq and is a predicted model, not a curated record. The coding region runs from base 1 to 1488 and encodes 495 amino acids. NCBI's taxonomy places the organism in Eukaryota, Fungi, Ascomycota, Pichiomycetes, Serinales, Debaryomycetaceae. The transcript has a single exon.